Messenger RNA from Clonostachys byssicola, 201 nucleotides. The record is from the annotation of a GenBank genome assembly. NCBI's taxonomy places the organism in Eukaryota, Fungi, Ascomycota, Sordariomycetes, Hypocreales, Bionectriaceae.
AUGCAGUUCUCCGUCCUCGCCACCGCAGCUCUUCUGCUAUCUUCUGGUGCAUCAGCCGCCCACCGAGUCGAUUAUCGAUCCCCAUUGUUUCAAGGCCCCCAAUGCUUCCCGUGGCGUGCCACUCAAGUGCUUCGCGCUGGAUUCGGCCAGGUCAUCAUUCCUUCCAUCAUUACCCAGCUUCCGAAGCCUGAGUGUAAGUGA